AUGGCAGACGGAACGUUCCGGGUUGCCGUCAUUGAUGUCGCAAGCAAGGGGCAUGCAACAGCUCUCCUUUCUAUCCCCGCUCCGUCCUCUCGAGGGGACGCACGGUGGGUCGUAAAAGAGGCGCUGGCGGGUAUCGGUUUAGCUGCAACGGAGCCGGCGGCGUCAGCCAUUCUCGCAGAGGGGCUCCGCAGGUGCGAUUUUCUCCUCCCCGCUCACAGCAGGGGGUGGGGUUCCUCCUCGGAAGAACAAUCCGCCGCCGCCAUCGGAGGCGGGGGCCCGGCAAAAGAAAGGCCGACGGCGAGUGGCGGGGAUGGGUGGGACUUCGCCGACGAUGCUGAUGAUGACGGAGACGUGAGAGAUGCACCGAGGGCGGCUGCGGCGGCGGCGGCGGCGGCGGCAGGGGAGCACGGGUCGUCGAUAGUACUGGCUGGAGGUGGCGGCGCCGCUGGCGGAAGUGGUGGCGGUAGGGAUGGUGGCGGUGGCGCGGUGGCGGCGGUAGGGCUUGGAUCCGCGGGCGAUGAAGGGGACAGGGACAGCGAAGUGCGGCGGCUGCGCGCACGACUGAUGUCCCUGCGGUACCUGUUGGACACGUUCCUGGCCCUGGAAGGGGAGCAAGGGUGCGCUUUCGACGCGGACGGACUGCGGGAGUUCCUGGGUCGCGGCGCGGAGGGGUCGAAGAAGGGGUUGGGAGACGGUGGUGCCGAGGAGACAGCGUGGGAGAACUUCCCUUACAGGAGAGACGCUCUCCGGAGAUCGUUGAUGGGGUUUGCGCGCAAGGGGGAGGCGUCGGCGGUGGGGGUGUUGAUGGAGAGACACCCGCUGGAGACGCUGCCGGCUAGGCUGGAGGCUCUCAGGACGGAAGCGACGACCACGAUGAUGAUGACGAUGGCGGUGCAGGCUCGUGAUGCGCCGUUUUUGGGCGGCCAAUCAGGUGCGAGGGUUUGUGCAGGCCAUAGGCAGCAAGCAGCGUGCCAUAGGUGCUCACGCGACGUGACCGGGCUGUCGACGGCAAAUGCCAACGGCACCGCCGCUUCUUCUGGCAAGGAUGAUGGUGGUUCCAUUGGCCAGAAGGACGUGUUUUGUGUCGACGCGCCGGGAGCGAGCGACGCCGACGAGAUUGCGACUGCGGCGGAGCGGCAGCGGGACUCGGCCGCGCUCGCCGCCUGGUACGCGGGCCGCGCCCGCGAGCUCGACGCCCGGGCGGGGCAGCUGCGGCACGCGGCGACCCUUUGCCGCUUCGGCGCACGGCGUGUUGUUGUCCCCUCCUCCGGGGGGUGGGCGGGGGGUGAUGUGACGGAAGGGCAGCUGGUGCGGCUUGAUCGCUUGCUACAGCACUUGACGUCACUGGUGUACGCCGGUAGCGUAAGCGCCUCCGUCACCCUUGCCGCGUGGGAGAGCAUGGACCUCGAGGAGCGGAUGUUGGCGGUGCUCUCGGCUUCGUCCGUGGGCACCAUCGCCGAUAACGUCCGCUCCUUCGCCUCCGCCGCCGCCGCAGGCGGGAGCGGCGGGGCGAACGGCGAUGAUCUCCUGGAGCGGCCGCCGAUUUCGGAGAACGUCAGGCCACGGGGGCAGGAGGGGUACGAGGCACCUACCUCUCAGGCGGUAUCUACCGCGGUCCCCCCUCGCUUGGAAGGCGUUGUGGUGCGGGUGUUGGGGACGCUGGUCAAGGCAGCGCCGUCGGCGGAGAGGAUGGAGGCGUGCGCCGCGGUGGCCAAGGCUAGCCGGCCCGAGGCGUAG
Messenger RNA from Ectocarpus sp. CCAP 1310/34, 1737 nucleotides. Lineage: Eukaryota; Phaeophyceae; Ectocarpales; Ectocarpaceae. The record is from the annotation of a GenBank genome assembly.